Poecile atricapillus (Black-capped chickadee) is the source of this 2937-nucleotide messenger RNA. RefSeq names its product mitogen-activated protein kinase 4 (gene MAPK4). The transcript has 7 exons. The coding region runs from base 556 to 2298 and encodes 580 amino acids. Gene Ontology annotation, biological process: cell surface receptor signaling pathway; intracellular signal transduction; protein phosphorylation. The record is from RefSeq and is a predicted model, not a curated record. Lineage: Eukaryota; Metazoa; Chordata; Aves; Passeriformes; Paridae. Gene Ontology annotation, molecular function: MAP kinase activity; ATP binding. Gene Ontology annotation, cellular component: nucleus; cytoplasm.
GCGGGUCCGUGCCCCGUGCGGGAGCGUCCCUGCGAGCCCCGCCGGUGUCGCCUCGUCCUUCCCGUGCCCCGGACCCCCUUCCCCGGAACCGAGCCAUCCGAACCCGUGGGAGCGCCGGCUCGCUGCCGGCGAGGGCGAGCGGAGACACCGGCGUUGCUUCUCCGCGCUUGUACACGGGCUCGGAGUGAGGCUGGACCUGCUGCGGGGCUGUGCAGUGCGGGGAGCUCCUCAGGAUGCUGUAGCCAUCAGACCGCCCUCAGCUUCACCCGGGAAAGGCACACAGCAGGAAGGAGCUGGACUGGAAACUCUCUGAGCUGGAAAAAGCCUGGGUUUAGUCCUGCAGAGCAGUGGCUGCCGUGGGGCUCCGUGUGUGCCGGUUCGUUUUCACCCCACGUCCUCCUGAAGUGACGGGCUCAGAGCGAGACCCCUCCCCAGACAUCUGUCAGUAAUAAUGAGGGGCUUGAUUUCCAACUGCGUUUUUGACCUGGCGGCCCUGGGGCUCUGCCGGCUCUUGGAGUGACGAGGGCGGAGGAGCGGGACGGGCCGGAGCGCGCCAUGGCCGAGAAGUGCGACUGCAUGGCCAGCAUGUACGGCUACGACCUGGGCUGCCGCUUCGUCAACUUCCGCCCGCUGGGCUUCGGGGCCAACGGGCUGGUGCUGUCGGCCCUGGACAGCCGCAGCUGCCGCAAGGUGGCCGUGAAGAAGCUGACGCUGGGCGACGCGCGCAGCAUGAAGCACGCCUUCCGCGAGAUCAAGAUCAUCCGCCGCCUGGACCACGAGAACAUCGUCAAGGUCUACGAGGUGCUGGGCCCCAAGGGCGCCAACCUGCGCGGCGACUUCUUCAAGUUCAACAUGGUGUACAUCGUGCAGGAGUACAUGGAGACGGACCUGGCGCGGCUGCUGGAGCAGGGCAAGCUGGCCGAGGAGCACGCCAAGCUCUUCAUGUACCAGCUGCUGCGCGGGCUCAAGUACAUCCACUCGGCCAACGUCCUGCACCGCGACCUCAAGCCGGCCAACAUCUUCAUCAGCACGGAGGACCUGGUGCUGAAGAUCGGUGACUUCGGCCUGGCCAGGAUCGUGGAUCAGCACUACUCGCACAAGGGUUACCUGUCUGAAGGCUUGGUGACGAAGUGGUACCGCUCCCCCCGUCUCCUCCUGUCGCCCAACAACUACACCAAAGCCAUCGACAUGUGGGCAGCGGGCUGCAUCCUGGCCGAGAUGCUGACUGGGAGGAUGCUCUUUGCCGGGGGCCACGAGCUGGAGCAGAUGCAGCUGAUCCUGGAGACAAUCCCUGUGAUCCACCAGGAGGACAAGGAGGAGCUGCUGAAGGUGAUGCCCAUGUUCAUCAACAGCACCUGGGAGGUGCGGAAGCCGCUGCGCAAGCUGCUGCCCGAGGUGGACAGCGAAGCUAUUGAUUUUCUGGAGAAAAUACUGACGUUUAACCCCAUGGAUCGAUUAACGGCCGAGAUGGGGCUGCAGCACCCCUACAUGAGCCCCUACUCCUGCCCCGAGGACGAGCCGGUGUCUCAGCACCCGUUCCGCAUCGAGGACGAGAUCGAUGACAUCCUGCUGAUGGAAGCCAACCAGAGCCAGAUGUCCAACUGGGACAGGUACCACAUCAGCCUCUCCUCCGACCUGGACUGGAGGCACGACAAGCAGCACGACAUGGACGAGGUCCAGCGCGACCCCCGCGCCGGCUCCGAGCCCACCGCGGAGGAAGCGCAGGUCGACCCGCGGAAAUACUCGCAGAGCAGCUCGGAGAGGUUCUUGGAGCUGUCCCACUCCUCCAUGGACCGAGUCUUUGAUGCCGACUGUGGGAAAUCGUGUGAUUACAAAGUGGGAUCACCCUCCUACUUGGACAAGUUGCUGUGGAGGGACAGCAAGCCCCACCACUACUCAGAGCCCAAGCUAAUCUUGGAUUUAUCCCACUGGAAAAGGGCCACCAUCGCCCCUCCCGCUGAGCUGUCGCUGGAGGAGGAGCCGUCCAACCUCUUUCUGGAGAUUGCCCAGUGGGUGAAGAGCACGCAGGUGGGGCUGGAGUGCCCCGGCUCUCUCCCGGAGAUGCAGGAGCGCAGCCUGCCCUCCUCCCCUCACCGCCUCCGCCAGGAGCCCGCCCAGGUGAGCAGCGAGACCGACCCCGAGUUUGACUUGGACGUCUUCAUCUCCAGGGCGCUGAAACUUUGCACAAAACCCGAGGAUCUUCCAGACAACAAGCUUAACGAGAUCAACGGGGCCUGCAUCUCCGAGCACCCCGGGGACAUGGUGCAGGCAGAGGCGUUCCAGAAGGAGCGGUGGUGAGGAACCCGCGCCCCGCAGCCCCGCCGCUCCUCCCUCUUCCUCUGGGGUGGUGCGGCCGCUGCCCGGGGCCAAGCGGCUUCCCAGUGCCACCGAGCAUCCCCUUCUCACGCUGUACCAAAUGCCUUUUUUGGGAAAGGCCAGCACAAACCGCACGCCCCUUUUGAUGCCUUAGAAGUGCUUCUAAGGGGAUCGAGAGGUGCGAGUGGAACACCGAGUUUCUUAACACUGCCUUAACAACCUUGCCUUGCGAUCUCUGGGACCUGUUUGAAACUUAAAAUGUACGAGGGGAAAAAUGACUGUACAUGGUAGGUUUGCAAACAGCAGUCGAAUCGGCUUCCUUUCCUUUUCUAUAGCAACUUGAAACGACAAGGACAAAAUUAGCAUUUUCAGUACGGUCAGACACCCUCCUGGUUGGACAGGUUCCCAAAACGCCGAGUUUUGAGCCCCUCUGAGGCGCCUGUGUGAGCACAGGUGUGGAACGAAGCGAUGCCAGCCACCAGCCAGCAGAGAACGGAACCAGAGGCAGAGUUCGGCCAUCAGACAGAAAAACAACCCUCUGAGAAUGUUCAUGGGGAAGGAAUUUGACCUACAGUGUGCCGUUGGGGAUUCGUUUUAUUUUUUUCUGAAGAGAAGACAAAA